UAACGGUGUUUCGGUAGAAAACUCAUACAAAACACCCUUGAAACGAGAAUGGAGGAAGACGAAAGGAGAGAAGCAGCAAUCGCAUCAGCUGCGUGUCUGAACCCUAAAUUCAAGCCCUCAUCUGCUGUUGCCCAAGCUCGCCUUUCCAAGUUCCAGGAACUGCACAAGAGGCGAUUACAGAUAAAAGAAAAAUCCAAAGUCAAAAAGAAAUCACAAGGGAAGGCAUCUAGGCCAAACAGAUUAGAAGAGAAGGAUAGCCAUGUUGAUGAAUUUGCAGCAACCAAAAUCCCAUGUAUAACAGCUGAAGAUACAAGCAGUUCUACUUCUACCACAUUAGAUGUUUCUUCAUUGUCAAAACCACAAAUACCAUCAAAGAAACCACAUAAGUUACACUGGGGGCUUGACACCAAAGAAAGAUGGGAAAGGAAAUCCAACAUGUAGUCCAGAGAUGAAGAUUCUUAGGAUCAUUGUGUAAUGUGUUUUCUCUUCUGAAUGUAUUAAGUGGAAAAAACUGCCCUACAUAUCUAUAUGAACGUUUUACCCUUACAAUCUAGAAGCAAAUAUCACAACAUUCAUCAAAUUUUUACUUUGAUAUAUCGAAAAACACUGAAACCCCAAAAGUCAAAUGUGUCAAAAAAGUGCCCAUAGUAUCAGAAAAUUUACAAUGUGGGCAGAUUGCAGAAACUAGCUUAUUAUUAAUAUGAAGAUGAAACCUAAAAAUGUGCAUAUAGAUAUAGUGAGCUAUAUCUAUAUCUAUAUAUAUUAUAUAGCUGGGCUAAGUUCACGUUCAAUAUCUUCCAAAGAUCUCCCCUUUGUUUCAACAACAUUGGCAGCUAUGUACAUAACUGCAAGAACACAGAUGGAUGCAAAUCCCAGGUACACUUUGCUUAUCCCAAAUUUAGUCACCACACUCAAGAAAUACAACCCGAUU
Lactuca saligna is the source of this 931-nucleotide messenger RNA. The record is from the annotation of a GenBank genome assembly. NCBI's taxonomy places the organism in Eukaryota, Viridiplantae, Streptophyta, Magnoliopsida, Asterales, Asteraceae.